Messenger RNA from Miscanthus lutarioriparius, 1809 nucleotides. Lineage: Eukaryota; Viridiplantae; Streptophyta; Magnoliopsida; Poales; Poaceae. The record is from the annotation of a GenBank genome assembly.
AUGGGGCACCUGAAGGAGAGAGACAUGUGCAAAUGGAAAUGGACAGAGAUGUGCUACUGGAACCUGAUUGAUUUGAUCAAGGAUCAUGGAUACUCAUCAGUUGACUAUCUAUACUACAAGCGAAAAGAUAGCUUGGUUGUACUAGAACAAGAUCCUGAAGUGAUGAAAAUGCUUAACGAGUGUGAGAGCAAAAAGAUGGUUAGCUUGUUUGUGACAAAGGACAGACUGGCCACUUUAGCGCCUACCAAGUCCAACAAAGAACCAUCCAAAUCUAAACCAAAAAAAACUAAAGGAAGAGGAGGUACAAAGAAAAAGAAAGCAUUAAAUUUAAUGCAUACUGAAGCACUAUAUGCUAACGAGGUUGAGCAGCGCGAUGAUGAGAACCAGAACACAUCAGCUGAUGGCGACAAAGAACCUAAAAAGAGAAAGGGGACUGUUUUAACACAUGUUUGGGAUCUACUUGACGGAGAUAGGAUAGUAGUAAGAUGUAAUAAGCUUGGACAGCCCAUUGGAAAAGAAGGUGGCCUUUUAGGCCAAUUUUUGGGCACCAUAGCAAGAAAUGGUGGUUACUGUCCGGUUGGUGCCAAAGAUUGGAGAAAAGUUAAGAAAGACUAUGGAGAAACCAUCAUUCAAUUUGUACAGGCAACAUUAAAAAAGACACUAUUUAAUCCAAAGAAGAAAAGGUCUGUUUUGAACAAGCGUUGUCCUGAUGAUAUUGUUGAAGCUGAAUGGAAGGCCCUAGUAGGAUACUGGAAGUCCAAAGAAGGAAAAACCCUUAGUGAAAAGAACAAAAUAAGUCGUGAAAUGAGGAAGACAACUCAUAUAGCAGGUACAAAGAGUUAUGCUCGUUGGUCUGAGGACAUGGUUCAAUUGGAAAAUCUCCUAGACACACAACCAGAGUUAGCACAAAAUAGUGAGGCGGAGUUGCAUGGGAAGGACAUUAAUAUAGUUUCACUAGAUGGCUCAUCAUCUGAUGUAGAGGUUCACAUGUUGGAGGAAAUAAGGCAACUCAAAGAGCAUUCUAGAAUGCAAGACAAAGUUAUCGAAGAACUAAAAAACAAUCAGAGGCACAAUGAGAACCAAGAAGCAACAAUGGGAAAUUGUGCUAGGAGUGAUCACAACAAUUCUCAGAAUCAAGUACUGAAUUCUAAAAGAAAGAGAGUCCAGUGUGGUGCACCCAACCAGAAUGAGGGAUUCCUCAAACAUAGGGAUGAAUUGAAUAAAGAAACAUGUGAGUUUGAAUUUAGUGAUGAUGACAAUGUACUUUUAUCUAGAGAAAAGUGCCAAAGUGAUAAUAAUGACAAGGAAGUAGAAGAAGCAGAAGCACAGGCAAUAUUUGAACGACACCUCCAUAAUGAUUUUGCACCAACAGAGUUUGAUUCUUGUCAAAGGAGUUCCGCCACAAGUAGAAUAAUACCAAAGAAACAAAAGGGACAUCACGGAGGGCUUGUAGAUACUAGAACCAUUGCACACCAGGAGGUGGCUCAUGACAAGGCUACAAGCUACAGGCGCCAAACACCUAAACGACUUUCUCUAAUGAAGGUUGGGUCCACAGUGCUACUAAUGACUUCAAAAUAUCCUAAUAAGGCUAAUGUGGCAUAUGCAACUCUCUUGAGCACUAAUCCAAAAGCCCUUGUUGGUGUAGUUAAGAUAGGAAGUCAAUUCUACAAAGUGCGUAUCAAUCAUCCUAUAACAAAAGAUGAGCCAUUAGUGAGGCCUAUGCUUGGGUGCGACAAUAUUGGUGAUGCUCAUGCCAAAAGAGUCCAAAUUGCUUGGCCUUCGAUGUUUGUUCAAAUGAUUAAUGGUUGA